AUGCCUACACGACUACAGCCCCUCUUCUUGGUCGUUGACGCUGGCGGGACCAAGACCGCCGCGGCCAUUGCGGGCGCGGACGGGACAGUGUUUGGCGAGGGAGUUGCUGGCGGUGCCAACAUGGCCGAGCUGGGCCUCGAGACGGCCGUGACAGAAAUCCUGCGUGCCGUCAACGCCGCCGUCCUCGCCACCACUGGCGCUGCCAAGGAUACAGCCUCUGCGUCCGUUGGCUCGGCAGCGCCAUACGCAUGUCCGCUCGAGUUCCAGGCUGCGUGGAUCGGGGCAUCUGGUUGUGAUUCGGAUCUCGACGUCGAGCGGCUCACUGCGCGACUCGCGCCGGCCUUCCGCAAUGGCGUGACAGUCAUGAACGACGCUCUGCUCUUAUCGGUCCUCCUACGCCUCCGCAGCCAGAAGCAAGAAUCCCGAGCGCCAGCACCAGAAGCAGCGUCAGCAUCUGGCGUCAACGUCAACGUCGACGGCAACGGCAGUGGCAGCAGCACAGGAACGCCGUGGCUCGCGGCCGUUGUGGCUGGAACAGGGUCGAUCGUGCUCGGCAUUGACGGCCAGGCCGGCCAGUUCGGCAAACGUGGCGGCCACGGCUACCUGUUCGGCGACGUGGGCAGCGCGUACCACCUGGGUCUCGUCGCGAUCCGCAUGGCCGCCGACGACUAUGACGAAGGGACCGAAGUGCCCGGCGGGCUCGCGGCGCUGUUGAGAAAGCGGUUUGGCGUGGACAGCACCGCAGAUGUACCUGCACGUUGUCACGACGUGCCGCCCGACAUGGACCCAGUCUCGGCCUCAAACGAGCGCAAGCUGCGCAUAGCGGCCCUGUCCCCCGCCGUCCUCUCCCUGUCGGGGACGUGCCCGCUCGCCGCCCGCGUCGUGCGCGAGGUGGCCCGCGGCCUCGCCACCGACAUUGCCUCAAUUGCGCGUGCCGCUCAGAAAUGGGGCCACAGUGCUGCCCGGGGUGGGCUGGCCAUCACGGGCGGCCUCGGCGUCCAGCCGCUGUACGUCGCGGCCGUGGUCGCUGAGCUUGCAGAGCUCGGCGUGCGGUUCGAGUGGGUCGAGAGUGUGGAGGCUCCGGCUAGGCAGUGUGCUGUUGCGCUUGGCCAGUGUCACACGGUGUAG
Molecule: messenger RNA, 1128 nt
Organism: Apiotrichum porosum
Lineage: Eukaryota; Fungi; Basidiomycota; Tremellomycetes; Trichosporonales; Trichosporonaceae
Exons: 6
Coding region: 1-1128 (375 amino acids)
Source: RefSeq, a predicted model, not a curated record